Messenger RNA from Symbiodinium natans, 351 nucleotides. The record is from the annotation of a GenBank genome assembly. NCBI's taxonomy places the organism in Eukaryota, Dinophyceae, Suessiales, Symbiodiniaceae.
AUGUUUCUGCGAUUCACCCUGCUCUGUGUUCUCUGCCGCAGGGGUCACGGAUCACUCACGGUUUCUGGACUGGGGGGGACAAGAAGUGCGGGCGAGGCGAUCCCGGGCUACGUCGAGAAGAUUGAUCUCACGAUGACAGAUCAUGCUCUCGAACCAUCCUUUGACGUGGGAAAGGUGUGGCUGGGUGAGCAUGAAGAAGUGCAUGAAGUGAAGCAGGGAACCGUUCACCUCCCGAGCUGCUUGCGGAAGCGCUCCUCAAAGCUGGAUACGCUGAUUCCGAAGCACUCAUACAGUCACACACCAAGAUGUGGACUACGGGCGCUUAUGUACAUGGUGUGCGCGUGGGUGUGA